This is a messenger RNA of Aspergillus aculeatus ATCC 16872, 1329 nucleotides long. RefSeq lists its product as uncharacterized. Gene Ontology annotation, biological process: amino acid transmembrane transport. Gene Ontology annotation, molecular function: amino acid transmembrane transporter activity. Lineage: Eukaryota; Fungi; Ascomycota; Eurotiomycetes; Eurotiales; Aspergillaceae. The transcript has 4 exons. Gene Ontology annotation, cellular component: vacuolar membrane. The coding region runs from base 1 to 1329 and encodes 442 amino acids. The record is from RefSeq and is a predicted model, not a curated record.
AUGGAGGACAACGAGAUAUUUCGAACCACCAGUGGCAAGAACGGGGUCAAUUUCCGAACCCUAACGUGGCCCAUGGCUGCAAUUCUCUUUCUCAAGGUUCAAUUCUCGACCGGUGUCCUGUCCAUACCCACGGCUAUGUAUACAUUGGGGGCAUUGGGUGGCAGCCUGAGCGUCAUAGGCUGGACCCCAUGGACCGAGUACACCGCGAUCAUCAUGGGGAAUUUCCGAACUCGACAUGGGGGGUGUCACAGUAUCGCCGACAUGGCAGAGAUAGUGGGGGGUCGAUUUCUGAAGGAGACUAUUGGCUUACUGUUCAUCUUCGCCAACGUCCUUUGCGCUGGCUCUGCCAUCAUCGCCAUCUCAACUGCCUUGAAUGCUCUCUCGCAUCACGCGGCGUGUACAGUCUGGUGGGCCCUGAUUGCAGCUGUAUCGAUCGCAUCGUGUGCCUCGGUUCGAAAGCUCGAGAAUCUGACAUUUCUAACAUGGGCUGGGUUCGUAUCAAUUUUCAGCGCGGUCCUAAUCGUCGUCAUUGCUGUUACGAUCCCGGACCGACCAGCAGCAGCGCCUCAAACCGGCCCGUUUGAACUGGGAUUUUACGCAUUCCCCGUUCCAGCGCCCACCUUCGCCGAAGGGCUGGUGGCUACGUGCACCAUCUUCGUAUCCAGCUCAAACACCGGCGCUUUCAUCCCGGUUAUCUCGGAGAUGAAGAAACCCAAGGAGUACAAUAAGGCCAUCUACACGUCAAUGACCAGCCUUACCGUGCUAUACCUUGUUUUCGGUCUCGUCGUGUAUCGCUAUUGCGGCAAGUGGGUUGCAAGCCCGUCUCUAGGCUCCGCCGGACAAACCAUCAAGAUGGUUUCCUACGGGGUUGGCCUCCUCGGCCUCAUCGUAACCGGCUGUCUCUAUACCCAUAUCGGAGCAAAAUACACCUUUGUCCGCAUCCUCCGCAACUCGCGCCAUCUCCAAGACAGCACAGUCACGCACUGGAUUACCUGGCUAAGCUGCACAUUCGGCAUCGCGACCCUGGGCUUCAUCCUCGCCGAGUCGAUCCCCAUCUUCAACUACCUCCUUGCCCUGCUCGGAGCGAUCGUCUUCGGCCCCGUCACGCUGGCCUUCCCGGCUUACCUCUGGCUGUAUGAUCACCGCGGGUAUUGGCGCGAGUCACGGCGCCGGAAAGCGCUGUAUGCCUUCCAUGCGUUCUUCAUCCCGCUCGGGUGUUUUGUCACUGUAGCGGGGACGUAUGCGGUUUGUCUGCAGAUUCGAGAUGCCUAUGCGAGUGGGCAAAUCAGUUCGGCGUUCUCGUGUGCGGAUAACUCCAAUUCGUCUUGA